Ziziphus jujuba (common jujube) is the source of this 1954-nucleotide messenger RNA. Its product is annotated as serine carboxypeptidase-like. Lineage: Eukaryota; Viridiplantae; Streptophyta; Magnoliopsida; Rosales; Rhamnaceae. Gene Ontology annotation, biological process: proteolysis. Gene Ontology annotation, molecular function: serine-type carboxypeptidase activity. Gene Ontology annotation, cellular component: vacuole. The transcript has 9 exons. Bases 174 to 1721 code for a protein of 515 amino acids. The record is from RefSeq and is a predicted model, not a curated record.
UUAGCUCUCUACCAUUACAGAAGCUUGGAUAUUUUUUACUCUAUCUCUCUUUUCAGCCUUAUUAGCCAAGUAAUUUUUAUUGGGAAAAAAAAAAUUAUUAGAAAAGUCUUAGAUUGCCAUAUUAAACACUAUAAAUUCCCCAUAUUGCAAUAUUCAUUUUUGCAUAUCCAACAAUGGCAUUUUCUUGUUCUCAUGUCAUUCUUUCUUUUCUUUUCCUUGUCUUUCCAUUCUCUUCUGCAACUUUUCCUCCUGCCCAUGACCACCUUAGAAUGUCUUCCGUUGCCGGCUUCUCGAAACUAAACGCAGAGAGGCUCAUCAAAAGUCUCAAUCUCUUCCCUGAUGAUGAUGUAAAUAUUGCACCCCAUGAUCAUUCUUUUGAACCUCCAAAGAUUGUGGAAAAAAGUUUCAAAUUCCCCUUCCUUAAUGCUUCUUCUGGUCCUUCUGUUCAAGAACUUGGUCACCAUGCCGGUUAUUAUAAGCUUCCUCGGUCUCAAUCAGCAAGGAUGUUCUACUUGUUCUUCGAAUCGAGAAACAGUGAGAAAGACCCUGUUGUCAUUUGGUUAACUGGAGGGCCAGGGUGCAGCAGUGAAUUGGCUGUGUUUUAUGAAAAUGGUCCUUUCCAAAUUGCAAACGACUUGUCUCUUGUUUGGAAUGACUAUGGUUGGGACAAGGCAUCAAACCUCCUUUUUGUUGACCAACCUAUUGGGACUGGUUUCAGCUAUUCAUCUGACCAGAGCGACAUUCGUCAUGAUGAAGAAGGAGUUAGCAACGACUUGUUUGACUUUUUGCAGGCAUUUUUCACUGAGCAUCCUCAAUUUGUUAAAAAUGACUUUUACAUUACUGGAGAAUCAUAUGCUGGACACUAUGUUCCUGCCAUUGCUUCCCGGGUUCAUAAAGGAAACAAAGCUAAGGAAGGGAUUCAUAUAAACUUCAAGGGAUUUGCCAUUGGGAAUGGCCUAACCAAUCCCGAAAUUCAGUACAAGGCAUACUCUGAUUAUGCACUUGAUAAUGGUUUGAUUACAAAGACUGAUUAUGCAAAUGUCAACAAAUUGGUUCCAGACUGCGAACAGGCCAUAAAAUCUUGUGGCCCCACCGGUGGAGAUGCUUGCCUGAAUUCAUAUUAUCUUUGUACUCGAAUUUUCGAGAAGAUCAUGGAUCUUGCAAGAGGAAACCUAAAUUACUAUGAUAUCAGAAAGAAAUGUGAAGGGGACUUGUGCUAUGACUUCUCAAACAUGGAGAGAUUCCUGAACGAGAAAUCAGUCAGAGAUGCCCUUGGAGUAGGGGAUAUAGAAUUUGUUUCUUGCAGCUCAACUGUGUAUGAUGCAAUGGUGUCGGAUUGGAUGAGAAAUCUUGAAGUAGGAAUUCCUGAACUUCUUGAGGAUGGAAUUAAGGUGCUAGUGUAUGCUGGGGAAUAUGACCUUAUAUGCAAUUGGCUUGGGAACUCAAGGUGGGUUCAUGCCAUGCAAUGGUCUGGCCAAAAACAAUUUGUCGAUUCCCCUAAUGUUUCUUUUCUAGUUGAUGGAAAAGAAGCAGGACAGCUAAAAAGUCAUGGGCCUCUGAGUUUCUUAAAGGUACAUAAUGCUGGUCACAUGGUUCCAAUGGAUCAACCUAAAGGUGCAUUACAGAUGCUAAAGAGCUGGAUGCAAGGGAAACUAGCCACAGGCGUGACCCCAGAAAGAAUAUCUCCCAUGAAACAUCGUCAGCCUGAGCCAGCACAGUGAAAUAUAAUUUCCAAUUUGGAGUUUGUUUUCAAUGAAAUGAUAGAGGUUUAAAAGAGGGAUGGGGAAAGAUAACAAAAUCCCAUAAGCAUAAAUCUACACAGUUUAUGUUGUUGGUCAAAGUGAAUAUCAAGUGUUACUUGUAAGACUUUGAGAAUUUACUUGAAGCAUUUGUAUUUUCUGAAACAUCAAUUGACCAUGGAAUGUAGACAAAAAAAAUUUAGCAUCACUGGUAA